Molecule: messenger RNA, 1358 nt
Organism: Lingula anatina
Lineage: Eukaryota; Metazoa; Brachiopoda; Lingulata; Lingulida; Lingulidae
Product: rRNA N(6)-adenosine-methyltransferase METTL5-like
Biological process (GO): rRNA methylation
Molecular function (GO): rRNA (adenine-N6-)-methyltransferase activity; nucleic acid binding
Source: RefSeq, a predicted model, not a curated record
AUCACGAGAAGCAACAUGGCAGCCCCCUUGAGACACCACACCGACAACACCACAUAGAGCACAAGCACUGAUAUGCGGGGUUCAUGUUUAUAUUCGUUUACGCCCCGUUUCAAGAGUGACAGGAAAUAACUGAAGUUGUGUAACAGGGAAUAACUGAAGUUGUGGGAGAGAAACAGCGGAGAAAGAAACAAUGGGACCGUGAAUGUAAACUUCAUGAAUGACUGAAAACGAAGAUGUUUCAAAUGAAGAGAAAAAAGCUGGAGAGCAUCCUUGGCGAUGUCGAUGUGUUUCAGAAUCCCAAGUUACGAUUGGAACAAUACCCUACUUGCCCUGAAAUUGCAGCCUCUAUGCUUUUCACCAUUGAGUCAACCUAUGGGGAUAUAACAGGGAAGUGUAUAGCUGACCUGGGGUGUGGCUGUGGUGUUCUGAGUAUUGGGAGUGCACUCAUGAAAUGUGGAUACUGUGUUGGCUUUGAUAUUGAUGAAGAUGCAUUGCAGACAUGUUUGCAGAAUCUUGAUGACAUGAAGAUCACUAACGUUGACUUGGUGCAGUGCGAUGUGCCUCAAUUAUUGACUGACGCCAGGUGGAGCAAGCGGUUUGAUGUGGUUAUUAUGAAUCCACCAUUUGGUACCAACAAUGAAGGUGUUGACAUGCUGUUUUUGAAGACAGGUCUUUCUCUUGCUACAGAUGCUGUUUACUCUUUGCACAAAACUUCAACACGUGAGCACAUUGAGAAGAAGGCAGAGGAUUGGGGCGUGACGAUGAAGGUGGUAGCUAAACUGGUAUACGAUCUGCCACUGUGUUACAAGAACCACAAAAAGAAAUCUGUUGAUAUAGAAGUGGAUUUCAUCAGAUUUUCAUUUAAGAGACAAAGCAGAAAAAGUCUUCUGCCACAAGACGGUGAUCUAACUGAUCAAUCAUAUUGAUGUGAUCUGUGGCAUUUUUAUAAAUUCAUUCAUGACAAGGAGGAAGGUGUAACUAACUCUGAGGGAAGAGGAGCCAAAUAAUACACCAUUGAUAUUAAAUGGCAGAGCACUACUACAAAUCUAACGCUUGACAAUGCUGAAGAAUGCAGUGAAGCUCUGGGUACUGUACUAUGUUUAUGAAGAACAUGACAUUGUGUCAUUUUUAUUUUAAAAAAUUCAACUUGUUUUAGUCUGUACCUGUUUUAAUACUUCCUGUUAAAUAGCUUUAGCAAACCAUUCACUAAUCCUAGUCUUAAGUUUUGAAAAUUUGAAUAUCUCGAGCUAUAUUAACUAUUUCUGAAUCAUGAGAUUUUAUAUUCAAAAAUGUUUUUAUUUAUUUAUUUAUUUUCUAUUUUUAUUUAUUUUUUUUGCUCAGUCGAUAUUUAUUCAUUA